AUGGCGAAAGUGAUCGCCCUGUACUUCUCGGCGAUGUGGUGUCCGUCAUGUCGUCAGUUCACUCCUAAGCUCGCUAGGUUUUACAAAACAUUGAAAGAAUCAGGCAAGAAUUUGGAGAUUGUUCUUGUGUCACGAGAUCGCGAGGAUGAAGACCUGAAGGAAUACCUAACGGAGCACUGCGGUGGCUGGCUGGCAAUUCCUUUUGGCGACGAGAGAAUUCAGGAAUUUCUGGCUAAAUAUGAAGUGCCAACGAUUCCUGCGCUGAAGGUGCUGAAUCCCGAUGGCUCCAUUCUAAUCGCAGACGCUCGGAAUCAAGUUCAGGAGAAGGGACGCGACAAUCCAGUUGAGCUCUUUGAUGAGUGGCAAGAGAAACUCAAAGGAUAA
Ostertagia ostertagi is the source of this 384-nucleotide messenger RNA. The record is from the annotation of a GenBank genome assembly. Lineage: Eukaryota; Metazoa; Nematoda; Chromadorea; Rhabditida; Trichostrongylidae.